AUGCGAGUCACCGACGUCGUUCAAUCCGACUCCCCCCCUCGUGCCGCGGCACGAUCACACCCGCCCCCGCCCCCGCCGCCCCGAACCCACACCGGCUUCUGCCUCCGCACCGCCUCCAUCGCCCCCUCGUCGCGGCUCGGGUGCCCCGCCACAAACUCACGACUCCCCAACAGCCGCGCCCGUACGCGCGCACGCUGUACCGCGGGCGGCACCCUCUCCCCGUCCCCCGUGCGCGUCAAAGGGGUCGCGUCGGAAACCUCGGUCCUCGCCAGGCCGCCGCCAAGCUCCAUCAGGACCGUGCAAUACGGCCGCCCGCCCGCUCCCUCGCGCGGGGAAAAACGCGACGUCUUCCGCGGCAAAGUCGUCAUUCACAGCGCUCCCCCCCCCCCCCCCCAGUUCUCGCGGCGUUUCACCUGGACGAGGAUCGCCGUCAUCGCCGCCUCCGCGAGCACCCGUCGCCCUGGCUCAUAA
Heterobasidion irregulare TC 32-1 is the source of this 471-nucleotide messenger RNA. RefSeq lists its product as uncharacterized. Bases 1 to 471 code for a protein of 156 amino acids. The record is from RefSeq and is a predicted model, not a curated record. NCBI's taxonomy places the organism in Eukaryota, Fungi, Basidiomycota, Agaricomycetes, Russulales, Bondarzewiaceae. The transcript has 2 exons.